This is a messenger RNA of Linnemannia hyalina, 351 nucleotides long. NCBI's taxonomy places the organism in Eukaryota, Fungi, Mortierellomycota, Mortierellomycetes, Mortierellales, Mortierellaceae. The record is from the annotation of a GenBank genome assembly.
AUGGGCAGGAGUAAGAUGUGGUUUGACUACUGCAGAAUGACUGAAAAUACGGAGACUAUGGAGCUUCCUUCUCACUGUAGCCUCGGAGACUUUGAUGGGGAGAGCCUUGGUGAUGUCACUAAGAGUGGUACGACGGCUCUUGCGGAUAACGGCAACGAGGGUCCGGGUAUCUCGUUCAGUGAACUUGCAGGGGCGAUCAAGGGACUUCUUGGCGAGAACAGAUCCUCAUUCCUUGUACUGGGCGAGGAUUCGUCGGACAGUUCGUUCACUGACAUCGAGAGUGGCGGCAAUCUUGGGGGACUUGACGCCAUUCUUGCUCAUGCCCAAGAUCUCUCCUCGUUUAACGUCUGA